GAUAAAUUGCAGUUUACCCAAAGAACCCCACAAAUUGACAAGCUCCAUGCUCCAAGCCUGCUGCGGUUGCCCGAGUGCAUACCGAUACAAACUUCGAAGAGCAGUUCAGCAGUUCUCCACUUGACCGCUCUGCAGCCCCUAGCUGCACGCCUCAUGCGCCACCUAGCUGCGCACGUCUAAAGCCGGCCGGCCGUAUUCCCUGUGCAGUUCACCAGUUCUCCGCAUUCUCCAGCCUAGCUGCGCCGCCCGCCUCCCUUCAACCUGUAGCCGGAUUCAACUAGAAGACCCUCCAUACUUCGAUUCAGCUCGUUUCUUCCAUUUAACUGUUGCUUUGUCUCAGCUACCUUGAUAUCUAUUUGUUAUUUUUUGGCAAAUCGGAUAACUAAAUGGCACCGAGAUGGAAAGGGAAGGGCUCAGAAGCUAAAGCUCUUGCAGAUCCUAUGUCAAAGAUUAUUUCACAGCUUUGUGCUUCUCUAAUCCAAAUAGAUGCUCAGGGGUUACUCUCAGGAUGCAGUGUGCUUCUUGCAGUAGAAACAGAACAGAUUGAACUUCUCACCCGUGCUUGUUUUGGUCGACCUAUUAUUACAUCUGAGAAGGAUAAGCAAUGGUUUCAGCUGGGUUUGGAGGAAGCCUUCUAUCUGUGCUAUUCUCUAAAAUGCCUCAAGAUUGUUGGUGAAGAUAAUUGUCAUAAGAAUGCUGUUGAGUUGUGGCAGUACAUGAAAUCCGAAAAGGCAGCUUUCCCUGAUUUUUACAAGGCUUAUUCUCAUCUUCGAAUGAAAAAUUGGGUUGUGAGGCCAGGGUCCCAGUAUGGUGUAGACUUUGUUGCAUAUCGUCACCAUCCAUCUUUGGUGCAUUCUGAAUAUGCUGUGCUUGUUUUAUCAGAAGAAGACGGUGAUGUGAAUGGAAGAUUGAGAGUGUGGUCUGAUUUUCAUUGCACAAUUCGACUUUGUGGAAGCGUUGCAAAGACAUUGUUAGUUCUUAGCAUCAAUAAAAAUGGUCAUGGGGCAAUCUCUCCAUCAUGUUUAGAGAGAUACUCCAUUAAAGAGCACACAAUCACUAGAUGGAGUCCAGAACAAAGUCGUGAGGAUCGGAUAGCCAUUGAAAAAGAAACCAAAUGUCUCUUACGACUCUUCAUUUGCAUAUUCACCUGAAAAGGGGCAAUGCCAUGUUCUCAUAGAUCAGAGAAAGAUAUAACCUGAUACUGCUCUCACUCUACUGCAAUUUCUUAUCAAGCACAGUUUUGAAACUUGCACAUGAGAAGAUGGGAAGCUUGCUACCCAUCGAGUAUAAUGAAAGAUGAUUAAAUUAUUAUGUGCGCAUUGCAUGUCAUUAUAUGGGAGCAUCAGUGUCUUCUCUGUAGAAAUGAUUCACCUAAGUUCCUCUCCAUUUUGAAGAGGAAAAGAAAUGACACUAGGUAGCACCAAAUCUUAAAUAUGGUAGCUUAUAUUCUGAUACAAAACAAAUAUGGUAGCUUAUACGUUACCACAUUAACGCAUUGUAAUUGGAAAAUUCUCAAAAUAAUGUCAAUUUAAACUUUUUAAGUGUUCUCACUUUUU
Messenger RNA from Manihot esculenta (cassava), 1556 nucleotides. Its product is annotated as tRNA-splicing endonuclease subunit Sen2-1. Gene Ontology annotation, molecular function: nucleic acid binding; tRNA-intron lyase activity. The transcript is spliced from 3 exons. Gene Ontology annotation, biological process: tRNA splicing, via endonucleolytic cleavage and ligation; tRNA-type intron splice site recognition and cleavage. The record is from RefSeq and is a predicted model, not a curated record. NCBI's taxonomy places the organism in Eukaryota, Viridiplantae, Streptophyta, Magnoliopsida, Malpighiales, Euphorbiaceae. Gene Ontology annotation, cellular component: tRNA-intron endonuclease complex. Bases 387 to 1151 code for a protein of 254 amino acids.